AUGAAACUGAGUGUAAUCAUAAUAUUUUACAUAGAAAAUAGAAAAUUUAGAUUAAUUAGUACUUCUGUAAGAAUUGAACCUUAGUCAUAACAAUAUAAUAAAAAUAGAGAAUUUGAGAUUGCCAGCACUUAAAGAACUCAAUCUUUCUGAUAAUUUUAUCAAAUCAAUGAAUGGAUUAGAAUUUUUACCAUCUUUAAUUAAUUUGAAUUUGAAUGGAAAUUAAAUAACUGAGAUUAGCUUAACAAAUCAUUCUUUAGAAACAUUAAAGCUAUCUAGAAAUUAAAUAAAGGACCCUCUAUAAUUAUUAAAUCUUAAACCUCUUUUAAAUUUGAAAAUACUUUCUAUCAGUGAUAAUCCUUUUUGUAGAACAUUUAGUUACAUAGAAUAUCUAUGUUUUUUAAAUCCUACACUAUAAGUUUUAGACAAUAAAGUUAUUUCUAAUUAACAUGAAAUAGCAAGACAAUUGUAUGGAGAACCAAUCCCUAGUGAUCAUUAAUAAUUACUCUAAAAUAUUAGACUGGUUUAAUUAAAAAAACAAGAAAUUGAUGCUGAAAUAGCUUAAAUAGAAAAUAGAAUUUAAAGAGCUACUAAUUUAAUUCAAACCUAUCAAAAUGAUUCUGAUAGUGAGGAUGAAACAGACAGACAGGUUACCAACAAAGCAUUUCUUUCUUUAAAAUCUUAGUUAGAAGAGCAUUACCAAGUUCGCUAAGAAACUGAUGAUGCUUUGUAGGAACUUAAAUAAUAACUUGAAUAUUAUAAGUUAUAACCAAAGGAAAAACUACCAACUGAAUAAUUGAAUAGAAUUAAUUCUCUCUUUGUUAGACUAUAAGCAGUACUUCAAAUAAAUUUAACUAAAUGUUAAAGAUCUUUAUUUGAAAUGGCUUUGUAGGGAAGUAUAGAGUAAGUUUUGUAAAGCGUAGUGGAUUUACUAGAAACAAUUUUAGAUAGAAUACCCUUGUUACCUUAAGAAAGUAUAUUAUAAGAAGUAGCUGCUUAAAUUCAUGAUCAAAUUUAAGAUUUAUAUUAGAGAGUUUCUACUAAUUCAUUAAAUUAAAUAGGAAUUUAAGAUAAACCUAUAGAAUCAUCAAUUGUACUUUUAAAGAAGUUAUUUAAAAGAGCAGAAAAGAAAUACAAGAAGAUUGAUGAAUUUAAUGUAAUCAAGGCUUAAUUUAUAAAAGAUUUUGAAAUAGAAACAUAAUAAUUAGCUGAAAAGUGGAAAGAUUAUGAAAAUAAAAAAGCAUAAUUACUUCAAGAAAAAGAUACAAUUAGUAAAGAAUUAGAAGAGUAAUUUGAAUAAAUUAUGCAAUAGAAAGAAGAUCUUAAAAUGUAACAUUAAUAAGUUGAAGUUUAAUUUACAAAAUCAAAUGAAGAUUUUAAAAUAUUUAGAGCAAAAUAAAAUGAGGCUAGAAAAUGUUUAUCUGAUGAGAUAACUAGACUUGGUAGAUAAUAGGAAUAAUUAGUAAUAAUUUGAAUAAUAAUAAUCUAGUGUGAAGAAGUUUAAGAACUUUAAAGUGAAAUGGAAAGACUUAAAGAUACAAAUGCAGAAAAAGAAGAAUCCAUAAGAUUAUUAAAUGAAGAAAUUGAAAUGUUGUAAUAGAGAAUCUAAGAUUAAUAUUAAGUUAGUUUUUAGAUUAGAGAAGAUCAAUAAAGAGCAUUGAAUAAUAUAGAAUAUUUGAAUUCAUAAAAAGAAUUAAUAAGUAAAGAUAUAGAGGAAUUACAAUUUGAAUUUUCAAAAAAAGAAUAAGAUAUAAUGGAUUAAUAAAUAAAAUAUUAAAAUGAAAAUAAUAAAAUAAAAUAAUUACUUGAAGAAUUAGAUACUUGUCAUUCAAAAUUAAAAAACACAGAACAAUUAUGCAGAGAAGCAGAUAGAGUUUUAAAAUAAUUAAAUAAUUCUAUAGCUGAUAAAGAGUAAGAAAUUUAAAAAUAUGAUAAAAUCAUAUUGGAAUCAAAUAUUGAAAAAGAGAAAAUAAAAUAAUCUAAGAAUGAGAAUUUGUAGAUCAAAAAAGAAUCAUAGAAAUUUAGGACAGAAUUAGAUAAUUUAGAAUAUUAAUUAUAAGUAAAUCAAGAUAAUUUAUAAAAAAGCAAAAAGAAUUUAUAAUAAGUGACAUAAUUAACUAUAGAGAAAGAGUAAGAAUUAUUAUAAAUAGAAAAAUAGUUAAUUAAUACAGAAAAAUAAAUAUAAGAUUAAUUAAAAUAAAAGGAUAUUUUAAGUAAUGAUUUUGACAUCUUAUAGAAAGAAUUGAAAAAAUUAAAUUUUGAUAAAGCUAAAUUAUAAUAAUAAGUAGAUGAUGCCAAUAUAGAUUUACAAAGCAUUAAAUAAGAAUAUUAAAUUUAAUAAUCUAAUUUACAAUCUUUAAAUAAAUAAAUUGAAUAGAAGGUUACAGAAUUAUCUACAUAAACACAUUAUCAAAUGCAUUAAGGAUAAGAACAAAUUAUUAAUUUUCAACAUUAAUUGUAAAAAUUAUAAGAAGGUAUUGAAAUUAAAGGAUAAGAAUUUAAAUUAUUAGUUGAUUAAAUUGAUUAAUUAUAAUAAAAAAGAGAUCAUUUAAUAUAGAGUAUUUAAUAAUUAUAAUCAUCAGUUUUACAAGAAGAAUAAAACACAAACUAAAAACCAUAUGUAAAUAUUAAAUUAAAUUAGAUUUUACAUGAUGAAGAAUCACUCCAUUCUUAAAGCUAUGAUAAACUAAAAUCGGAUUGGUUAAAACCUUCAAAAAAUUCUGCAAUAAAAAGUUAUACAAAUUUUGCCUUAUUAAGUGAUUUAAGUAAGAAAUUUUAGCCAAGAUCUGCAAAUUAAUCUAUGUUAAGGAAAUCUCCUUAAGGAAAAGAUUAAUCAGUUUAAUCUGUUAUUUAAAAUUUAGAAGAAUUAAACUAAAAUUUAGAUAGAAUGUAUAUGGAAAGUCUAGAAAGAUUUGAAUCCUGA
Molecule: messenger RNA, 2920 nt
Organism: Paramecium pentaurelia
Lineage: Eukaryota; Ciliophora; Oligohymenophorea; Peniculida; Parameciidae
Source: the annotation of a GenBank genome assembly